This is a messenger RNA of Daphnia carinata, 1911 nucleotides long. Its product is annotated as dnaJ homolog subfamily C member 11-like. NCBI's taxonomy places the organism in Eukaryota, Metazoa, Arthropoda, Branchiopoda, Diplostraca, Daphniidae. Gene Ontology annotation, biological process: cristae formation. The record is from RefSeq and is a predicted model, not a curated record. The transcript is spliced from 10 exons. Bases 84 to 1736 code for a protein of 550 amino acids.
UGGACGCAACCAAUUGACCGGCACUUCACGUUUCGUCUUAACGUUGUUCGUAUUGAGUAGUUUGCCGAUUAUUGUCGUCCAAUAUGGAUGAUGAAGAUGAACGAUUGGAAGAAGAUUUUUAUCAAUUCCUUAACUUACCAAGAAAUGCCUCGCAAGAAGAAAUCACAAAUGCAUACAGAAGACUAAGUCGCAUUUAUCAUCCAGACAAACAUACUGAUGCCCUCAGAAAGAAGGAAGCUGAAGUUUUGUUCAAUAAGACGAAAAAAGCAUAUGAAGUUCUGAGUGAUCCCCAUAAAAGAGCCAUAUAUGAUAGUCUUGGAACCAAGGGACUAGAAACAGAAGGUUGGGAGGUUGUUCAGCGAACAAAAACACCACAAGAAAUUAGAGAAGAAUAUGAACUCCUUGCCCAGCAAAAAGAAGAACGCAGACUCCUUCAAAGGACCAACCCCAAAAGCUCCAUUUCUGUGUCUAUUGAUGCCACAGAACUCUUCAAUCCAUAUGAAGAUGAAUAUGAUGAGUUUGGAUCUGAUGGUUUUCCAUCUAUUGUGGUGAAAGGCAUGAACUUUUCUCAAUCUAUUGAAGCACCUCUUACUUUAAAUGACACAGCUUUUCUUUCUGGUCAACUGUCAACACACAAAGGCUCAGGUUCUGGCUCAGUUAAUGUCUCAUUAAGGAGAAUCACAUCUCCUGAUGGGUGGGCAGAACUUGAAAUGGGAUUCGGUAGCGGUCUCUCAUUUUCAGCCAAAGGCUUCCGCAAUCUAACUAAGCGGAUCUUUACGAAUGUUUCUGGAAUUGUCACUUCCACAGACCGAGGUUUAACCCUUGGAUUUGUGUCUACGUUGGCGCAUCAAUUGGAUAAGAACACGGUUGGUUAUCUUACAUAUAAAGCCUCUGGACCUAGUUCGAUGAGCACCAUGGUGGUCAAGGACACAUCUAGAUACCGGGCGCAAGUUAAUUUUGUUCUUGGUAUCCCGCACUCCUACUUCGCCAUCACAUACUGCCACAAACUCGAAAAACACGAUGGAAGAUUACGAGGAGCUAUCAAAGCCGGAACCUUUGGAGCUAUGGUAGAAUAUGGUCUUGAGCGUAAAGUAUCAGAACAUAGCUCGCUCGCAGUUUCUAUGACAGUUGGAGUUCCGACUGGUGUAAUGCUUAAAAUCAAGUUAUCUCGAGGGAACCAAAUUUACAAUUUUCCAAUCCAUUUGUGUCAUGAAGUUUUGCCAAGCCCCAUCUUUUACGGAACAGUCACACCAAUGAUUGCAUGGAUCAUCAUACGUCGAGUGGUAGUGGAACCUUACAUGCAGCAACAGAAAAUUAAAGAUAUUGAAAAACACCGAGCUGUGCAUCACUCACAAAUGCUGGCACGCCGCAGAGAAGCUGAAAUUUCUAUCGACCUGAUGAAGGAAACAUACAGACGGAUUGUGGAGGACGAGGAAAACCGAAAAGGCUUAAUUAUCACAAAAGCGCUUUACGGUCGGUGGUUAGAUCUCAGCCAUCGCGAUCUCGGUGACGCCAUCACCGACGUUACUAUCCCUCUUCAAUGCCUAGUCAAGGAUUCCAAGCUUAUACUUCACGAGGCAUCCAAGUGUCAGCUUCCAGGAUUUUAUGACCCCUGCAUGGGUGAAGAUAAAUCUUUAUAUGUACAGUACACAUUUCAUGGGGUUCCACAUGAAGUGACCAUCCAGGAUACAGAUCCACUACGGAUACCCAAGCAGUCUCACAGAAAACAGCUCUGAAAAAUGACCAGGCAAUAGAUGACAUUUUAAUAAGAUGAUUAUGGACAUACAGUAGGCAUUACAAGUGUUGAUUUGAUUUUACAGCUGUGUUUGGAUCAACAUUUCAUGCCAUAUCUGUCCUACGAAGAAAAAUAUUCAUGACUGUAAAAUAGAUUUCUCUAGUGUAAAGUCAUAA